Messenger RNA from Trypanosoma grayi, 399 nucleotides. RefSeq lists its product as hypothetical. The coding region runs from base 1 to 399 and encodes 132 amino acids. Lineage: Eukaryota; Euglenozoa; Kinetoplastea; Trypanosomatida; Trypanosomatidae. The record is from RefSeq and is a predicted model, not a curated record. The transcript has a single exon.
AUGGCCUUCAGUGCCGUCUUCUGGUCAAUGCGCGUCCAAAUCACGUACCGCGCGCAGUUACCGUCAUCGCUUUCCUUCGUUUCCGUCGCUGACUCAUCGUCGGUGCCUUUGUCCUUGCUUUUGCUGUCGCCAUUGUCAUCCUCCGACGCGUCGGAAGCCCCCUGCCGCAAACACUUAUCGUCGCGCCUGUGCUGCGCAAUGCUGCGGAGCGCCAGCGCCAGCGUCAUGCCCGUCGCCAUCGGGAACACAACGGCGCUCUCCAACGACGGCGCCCCCGCGAGCCGCAGCAGGUCCAGCAUCAUGUCGUUCGUCAUCUGGUAUAGCAGACUCGAGCCCGCCGCCUUGGGCUGGUCGCUUAGGAUGUCGCCCGAGCGGCCGAUGCCAUGGGCAAGGCCGUAG